This is a messenger RNA of Funneliformis mosseae, 476 nucleotides long. The record is from the annotation of a GenBank genome assembly. Lineage: Eukaryota; Fungi; Glomeromycota; Glomeromycetes; Glomerales; Glomeraceae.
AUGCCAUAUAACCUUGAAAAAUCAAAUUUUUAUAUCGAUUGGUUAGAACAAUCAAUUGCUGAGGAAAGUCUCAUUCUUUAUGAGUACUCAGAUUUCAUCAAUUUACAGUCAAUAGGAAAUGGCUCAUUUGGAAACGUUCGAAAUGAAGAAGAAAUUGAUUUGUCGAUAAAGGGUAAAUCUAGUCUUAAAUCAACUAAAGAAAUAGAUGAAGAUUUAGAGUAUUUGGAAUUAUCUGAAGAUAUUAAUUUUUGUAGUAAUAUUAAUGAAAGCUAUUCAAGUUUAAGUAAAAAAUCUUUUCAGUCAAAUUUAUCAAAUAUAACGGAUUUUAAAAAUAAAUCUAAUCGUAAAUCAAGUAAAAAGAGUGUAGCGGAUUUGAAAAAAAUCGAGGAUAUAGAUUUUUAUUAUAAUGCUAACAUUAAUAAUUUAUCAGAAGACUCAGUAGAUUCAAUAUUUAUCAAUCACAUAACUGUUGAUAG